Messenger RNA from Populus nigra (black poplar), 1143 nucleotides. Its product is annotated as AT-hook motif nuclear-localized protein 10-like. The record is from RefSeq and is a predicted model, not a curated record. Gene Ontology annotation, molecular function: minor groove of adenine-thymine-rich DNA binding. The coding region runs from base 1 to 996 and encodes 331 amino acids. The transcript has 4 exons. Lineage: Eukaryota; Viridiplantae; Streptophyta; Magnoliopsida; Malpighiales; Salicaceae.
AUGGAUUACAUGGAAGAGAAGAACAUCAUAGUUUCUGAUGAGACUCCUAUAGUUACAACAAAGGAUCAUGCCCCGCCAGGGAGCCAGGUGGCAACAGGUGGUAGUGAUCCUUCCCUAGAGCCAAACAACCCAGGUGGUGGUGUAGUGGGCGGCUCCGGAGGGUCAGGCUCAGAAGGUGUUGUUGAAAGCACCGUGAAAAGAAAGAGAGGAAGGCCUAGGAAGUAUGAUGUGGAUGCAAACCUAGUAUCAUCACCGCCUCCGCCACAGGGCCUCUCUUCUUCUCUCUCGAGUUACGAGAAGCGGGGUAGAGGGAGGCCCCGUGGUUCUGGUAAACUGCAACUCUUGGCUUCCCUUGAUGUUCUAAUUCUGUUUUAUGACCUGCAGGAUAUUGUUAGUAAGAUAGUAGAAUUAUCUCAAAAGGGUGCUCGAGCAGUUUGCAUUCUUUCUGCUACUGGUGUUGUCUCAAGUGUUAUCAUGCGUCAGCCUGGUCCUUCUGGUGGAAUUUUGAGAUAUGAUGGCCGCUUUGAAAUUCUAUCUUUAUCUGGAUCAUUCACUUUCGGCGAAACAGGAGGUUCAAAUCGCAAAAAUGGCAUGCUAAGUGUUUCACUGGCUAAACCUGAUGGAAGAGUUUUUGGUGGUGGUGUUGCAGGUUCUUUAAUAGCAGCUGGCCCUAUUCAACUUGUUAUUGCCAGUUUCAAGCAAAAUAUCGGCAGGGGGAUUAAAAGGAGGCAAUCUGCUGACCCUCCUGCUGCUCCCGGUCUGCCUGCCAAUUCUGAUGUAGGAAGGGUUCCUGUAAAAAUCGCUGGAACCACAGAUGGGGAAGAUAAUUGCACUACACCAACAUCUGCACUUUCAGAACCAAGAAAUGAAGAAGCAGGUAACACAGUCAUUUCAAACCAACAAGCAAAUACUGAUUCCCAAAACAGUAGUGGUCAAAAUGUCCUGCAGUCCCAAAAGCAAAUACUGUUGGUGUCCCCCGGUUAUGAAAAUCUCUAGAUUUGCAUCCGUGACAGCAUUUCUUCAUAAAUAACAUUAAAACGUGGUGUUAGUUUGAUAUUUCUUCCUUUAUUCUGCUAGCUCAAAGGCGUCAAAAUCUUGUACCUUUUUAUAUCAGCUUAAGACAGAAACUACUCUUGCUGUCAA